Pongo pygmaeus (Bornean orangutan) is the source of this 4877-nucleotide messenger RNA. RefSeq names its product myelin protein zero like 2 (gene MPZL2). Gene Ontology annotation, biological process: cell-cell adhesion. The coding region runs from base 1329 to 1973 and encodes 214 amino acids. The transcript has 6 exons. Gene Ontology annotation, cellular component: plasma membrane. NCBI's taxonomy places the organism in Eukaryota, Metazoa, Chordata, Mammalia, Primates, Hominidae. The record is from RefSeq and is a predicted model, not a curated record.
CUACUCAGCCUGCCACCUUCUCUUGUUCCUGCCACCCUUUCUGCUCUGGAUUCAGCUAGAAGAUUUUAUGAGUGACUGAAGGGUUUCUAGACUGCUAAUCCAGGGAUAAAGGCAAUCUGUCUUUUUUCAGGGUUAGAUUCUCAGCCCAGCCUACUUCUUAACUGCAUGUGUAAUCUUCAUCCCCCUCCUACCGAUGUUUCCGUGCCGCUUCAUUAAUCUGUAACGAUGACCCACCCUCUUUCCAGACAAGGAGGCAUCUUUUCUCGUUUGGAUUCCUCAGCUCUUUAGACUUCUCAGUCAUUUAGCUAUUCAAAAAAUGACAGAUGAAAUCCGAGGCACAACAAAGUUAUCAUGAAAACCUUUUCCUUGAGAGCCCCAUGUCUGAUUGUUCAUAUUAGCUGUUAUUUGGUGGAAAGAACACUAGAUUUUUAAGAAAAGUUCUGGUUUUGCCACAUGGUAGCUGUGCGACCUUGGGCAAAUCAUUUACCUUCCUCGGGUUCUUAGCGUCCUCACUGGUAGAAUGGGAAUGCUUCACAGGGGUGUUAUGGAGAUGAAACAAUCAGCAGGAGAGCACUUUGUAGAUUGCACUCGGAUGGCAGGGUGAAUGAGCAGGGAUGGUGUCCUGAUUUGUUUUUAAAUUCUUCAAAGGUAAAGGAUUGUUAAGCGUGGAGAUUUGAUUGGUUUGUUUCUGCCAGGUCUCCUGGAAAGCUACAAACUAGAAGAAGUGCAGGAAUCCUUGUGGUAACAAGGGUAUCAGCUUUUUGUCCACAGAGGGUCCUGAGGAAUUCCGACUCCCAUUUUGAAAUUGUUUCGAAUCCAGUCCCAGGUGAAUGUGGCCCUGGGGUGGUGCUUUGAGAAGUGGAAUCACUGCAGGACAGUUUCAACAUUCACUUCCCAGGCAAGCCUAAAGCCUGUUUUAAAGGGGCGUGUGAGGGCCAAACCCAUAACAGUCUGGGACAUUUCAGACCGGCACCACCUCCUCUGGCUGUUUCCGAGGCCAUCUAGAGGCCAGAGCCCAGUCAGAUUAACUGAAAGUAAAGAGAGGACUGCAGGAGUUUGGGACCUUUGUGCAGACGUGCUCAUGCUCGUUAGUGUAGAGGGCGGGAGAGAGGAAAGGAAGGAGGGCAUUGGGAGCUGAGGCCCCACCUUUCAUUUCAGAAAAGUGCACAGGCAGAGCGGGCUGAGUCACAGGCACAGGUGAGGAACUCAACUCAAACUCCUCUCUCUGGGAAAACGCGGUGCUUGCUCCUCCUGGAGUGGCCCUGGCAGGGUGUUGGAGCCCUUGGUCUGCCCGGUCUGGUCUCUGGGGCCAAGGCUGGGUUUCCCUCAUGUAUGGCAAGAGCUCUACUCGUGCGGUGCUUCUUCUUGGCAUACAGCUCACAGCUAUUUGGCCUAUAGCAGCUGUGGAAAUUUAUACCUCCCGGGUGCUGGAGGCUGUUAAUGGGACAGAUGCUCGGUUAAAAUGCACUUUCUCCAGCUUUGCCCCUGUGGGUGAUGCUCUAACAGUGACCUGGAAUUUUCGUCCUCUAGAUGGGGGACCUGAGCAGUUUGUAUUCUACUACCACAUAGAUCCCUUCCAACCCAUGAGUGGGCGGUUUAAGGACCGGGUGUCUUGGGAUGGGAACCCUGAGCGGUAUGAUGCCUCCAUCUUUCUCUGGAAACUGCAGUUCGACGACAAUGGGACAUACACCUGCCAAGUGAAGAACCCACCUGAUGUUGAUGGGGUGAUAGGGGAGAUCCGGCUCAGUGUCGUGCACACUGUACGCUUCUCUGAGAUCCACUUCCUGGCUCUGGCCAUUGGCUCUGCCUGUGCACUGAUGAUCAUAAUAGUAAUUGUAGUGGUCCUCUUCCAGCAUUACCGGAAAAAGCGAUGGGCCGAAAGAGCUCAUAAAGUGGUGGAGAUAAAAUCAAAAGAAGAGGAAAGGCUCAACCAAGAGAAAAAGGUCUCUGUUUAUUUAGAAGACACAGACUAAGAAUUUUAGAUGGAAGCUGAUGAUUUCCAAGAACAAGAACCCUAGUAUUUCUUGAGGUUAAUGGAAACUUUUCUUUGGCUUUUCCAGUUGUGACCCGUUUUCCAACCAGUUCUGCAGCAUAUACCUAGACAAGCAACAUCCCUCUGGAGCCAGCACAGUACUCCUCCAUAUCACCAAUCAUACACAGCCUCAUUAUUAAGGUCUUAUUUAAUUUCAGAGUGUAAAUUUUUUCAAGUGCUCAUUAGGUUUUAUAAACAAGAAGCUACAUUUUUGCCCUUAAGACACUACUUAUAGUGUUAUGACUUGUAUACACAUAUAUUGGUAUCAAAGGGGAUAAAAGCCAAUUUGUCUGUUGUAUUUCCUUUCAUGUAUUUCUUUUAGCAGCAUUUCUGCUACUAAAGUUAAUAUGUUUACUCUCUUUCCUUCCCAUAUUCUCAAUUAAAAGGUGAGCUAAGCCUCCUCGGUGUUUCUGAUUAACAGGAAAUCCUAAAUUCAAACUGUUAAAUGACAUUUUUAUUUUUAUGUCUCUCCCUAACUAUGAAACACAUCUUGUUUUAUUGAAUUUCUUUCAAUAUUCCAGGUGAUAAAUUUUUGUUGUUUUGUUAAUUAGUCCAAGAUUUACAAUAGCACAACGCUAAAUCACACAGUAACUACAAAAGGUUACAUAGAUAUGAAAAGAUUGGCAGAUGCCAUUGCAGGAUGAAUCACUUGUCACUUUUCUUCUGUGCUGGGAAAAGUAAUCAACAAUGUGGGUCUUUCAUGAGCAGUGACAGACUGUUUAGUUUACUAUGUUUCCCCCUCAAUUCAAUGAUCUAUAACAACAGAGCAAAGUCUAUGCUCAUUUGCAGACUGGAAUCAUUAAGCAGUUUAAUAAAAAGAUUGUGAAACAGUACAUUCCAAGUUUGAAAAUUCAGGACUGGUGAAAAAAAUCAACCCUAAAUGAUGAUAAUUUUGUACAGUCUCAUAUAAAACUCUGAGAACUAGAAGAAAUUAUUAACUUUUUUCUUUUUCUUUUUUUUUUUUUUUAAUUCUAAUUCACUUGUUUAUUUUGGGGGAGGAAGACUUUGGUAUGGAGCAAAGAAAUACCAAAACUACUUUAAAUGGAAUAAAACCAACUUUAUUCUUUCUUUCCCCUGUACUGGUAGAUAAAGCAAACUUUAUAAGUGGGCUAUUGAAAGAAAAGUGCCUUUUAAGUGUUUAGUUUCCCAGUGUCUUUCCAAGCUUAAGAUACAGAAGCAUUUGUUCAAAGGAUAGAAAACACCUAAAAGUUUAGGCUCAAGAUCAAUCUUUACAGAUUGAUAUUUUCAGUUUUUAAUCGACUGGACUGCAGAUGUUAUUUCUUUUAACAAACUGGAAUUUUCAAACAGAUUAUCUGUAUUUAAAUGUAUAGACCUUGAUAUUUUUCCAAUACUAUUUUUUAAAAAAUUGUAUGACUUACAUAUGAACCUCAAUUCUCAAAUUUAUUACAUAUCUGUCUCAUUCUGCCUUUUAUACUGUCUAAAAAAGCGAAGUUUUAAAAUGCAAUUUUAAAACUGUAAAUUACAUCUGAAGGCUAUAUAUCCUUUAAUCACAUUUUAUAUGUUUUCUUCACAAUUCUAACCUUUGAAAAUAUUAUAACUGGAUAUUUCUUCAAACAGAUGUCCUGGAUGAUGGUCCAUAAGAAUAAUGAAGAAGUAGUUAAAAAUGUAUGGACAGUUUUUCCAGCAAAAUUUGUAGCUUAUGUCUUGGCUAAAUAGUCAAGGGGUAAUAUGGGCCUGUUGUUUAGUGUCUCCUUCCUAAAGAGCAAUUUUGUAUUGUAAUUUAUUUUUUAUUAUGCCUUAAAUACUAUGUAAAUAAACCUUUAGUAAUAAAGAAUUAUCAAUUAUAUAAUUUGUGUAUAUACAUAUCUAGAAGUUCUACACUGCAGGGAAAACAGAUGGAUAUAUAUUUGAUCUUUACCAAAAAGUUUUCUUAGUAGAGACAACCUGCAAGUCAAUAAUGGAUACAGUUAGUUUCUACUGGGUAAACAGAAGUAUACGGAUUUCCACAGAAUUUUCACAUUGUUUUGGAUAGGUGGGAAUAGGGCAUAACAGCACUACUUAGUUUGAGGGCUCUUUCAAAGAAAAGUAUCAAAGAUUCUAUUUAGUACUUUGCAUUACACUUUUAAUAGGGAAAACUACUGGCUUUCAAGUCUAGUAAAGGAAUGGAAAUUGAAAAAUGGGAACUUAUUAAUUCUUCCCCAAAGUGAAAGCAUACUUUUAUUCUCCUCCUGCUUUCAUUAACAUGUGGCAAUUUCCAGGGAAGAGGCUUACUCAUUAUUAAAGCAGCGUACUUGCUGUACCAUCUCUUUUUCAGAAGUAUGUGACGCCAUCUCACUUCAAGUACCGUGAUAACAUAACUUUCUUACUUUUCCAACCAAAGACACACAAAUCCCAGUUCCCCUUUUCCUCUAAUACAGGCUGUAAUGAUUUGAUCAUCAUUGCCACUGCCAAAAGUAAUUUAAUAAACACCCAAUUUUGGAUGCUGUAAUACCUAGACUAAAAAGGACACCAACCAAUGAGGCUUGGGCACAUAUUACUACAAGCACCUAAUAUAUAUUUACCUAUACUGUAUGAUCUCCCAGGUGUUUCUGAACUCUAAAUUUACGGGAGUGUAUUCUGAGAACCUUCAACUAAAUCUCGAGACGUAAAAACGAUGUCUGACAUGCAGUCAGAGCAUCAAAAUUAUUUAGUUCUGCAGAAUUCCAUAAAAACAAAAUUGUAAUUAUUCCAAGUCUGUAGCCUACUUCAUUUUCAAGCAAGAGAGCAAUUAGCUCCCGCCUGAAAGUUAAUAAAUCUCUGGUCAGUGAAACCAGGUGUGGUUCUGGAAAGAAGCCAGGUUCCUAUGGUAACUUCGGGUCGCCAUUUAAGUUGUCUCUCGGCCUCC